AUGGAAGGCGUACGCCAAAAGUGCCGGCCAAAACACCAGGUCCUGAUUCUUAAAUGCUACCCGCAGUAUCAAAAAGGAAUACAAUAUGUUAAGCCGAAUUCAAGUGAACUCUCGUACCUUCUCUACUAUGCUAGUACACGUCGGAGCAAGUUGACCAAGGUUGGUGCCUUUCUGGAGAAAAGGGCCGCCCGGGAUGUGUGGCGCCGAAAGAUUGGAAAUGUACAGGUUACACUUCAAAUCCUCAGCGCGCUUAUCGAAAAAGUUCCCCGCGACCUACCCAUCUACGCACGAUCGGUCAUGACAGUAAUCGAAACAGUCCUGCGUUCCAAUGAUAUCACGAUGGUCGAGGAUACCGUCUCAACAUUUGAAAUGUUCUGCGCUCACCAGGACAUGGCCGCUUUAUCGGCGGAACAGGAUUUUGCGAGCCAGUACCGAGAAGUGGUGCGGAUCUAUGCGAGUUUCGCAGACCUCGAAUCGUCUUCCCAGUUGAAAACUGCCCCCAGCCCUCAGUUAGCGAUUCGAUGGAGAAAUGCCGGGUUACGAGCACUCAAAAGUGUGAUUAGUUCUGAAGCAGGGCUGGCUGAAGAUGGUGGGGACUCUUUGAAGAUUGUUUUGCCAGUAGUCCUGCAAAAUCUUUAUAAUGGGGAGGAUGACUUGCUGGAUACGCUUGAGCAAAGGCUCCAGGGGUCCGAGAAAACUGAGACCGAAACGCAACCACGGAGAUUGAGCACCGCCACUGUCGAAACGGUCGAUGCGACGGAUGGAGACCCAUCGUUGGCGGCGCGGACUACGGCGGAUAUGGACAGACAAGCAGAAAUGGACGUGAGUCUGCUUGCUCUGAGUUGUCUGGAACGGAUAGUUGUUACCGGAAGCGGCCGGGGUCAGAUUCGAGUCACCACGAAGGUGGUGUUGGAAUUCAUCCUGCGCAAAGGACAAACCGACAAUCGGAAGCUGUCGCUGGAUACCAAAAAUACCUGGGAAACAUCACUAAUUGAACUGGUUGCUAAAUGGUGUCCUGUUCAGGCCCGUUUUAUCAUCUUAGCUGCUGCUAUGGAACUGCUUCUUGUUAUCAAGCCAACGGAGGAUGCUCUGGAUGGGGCUUUUACGAUUAUAUAUAUGAUUGAUCGGCUCUUGAAAUCACCCGUGAACAUGAUUGGACUUAGUAUUAUUGACGUCCUGCUGGGCCUCAUGCAAUACAUGUCCUCAUUAGUAUCACCGCCGCGUGCACCGGAUGAGAAACAAAAUGGUCAUUCUGACAGCAUGACCGAGCCAUCUGCCAAAAGACAGGAACUGCUUUCUCUCCUUCAGAAUUGUAUCGGGGAUCUUACGACGCAUGUCUAUUAUGGUGAUCAAGUCGUAGAUAUGAUCAGAGCGAUCCUCACACGUCUCCGUCCUUCCGCUACCAAUGAACAUGCUACACUAUCGUCCGUUCCGAUCCAAUUUGAUGGCUUUGGAGCAGGUGCUAGUUCCAAUGGCUCCCCUGGGGAAACCAGACACAUAGUAUUUGGUUUACCCAGUGCAAAGGUUACGGCGCUGAAAGCUAUUAAAAAUGUCCUUCUUGUUGCCAACUCCAAGCAGCCCGCGGAAGUAGCUACUGUUGAAUCCCGACAUCAGGUGGGUAGUUAUGUAUGGGAAGGGACGCAGUGGCUGUUACAUGAGCCCAAUCGAAAUGUUCGUUAUGCAUAUGUCGACGCGUUCCUGACCUGGCUGAGGAUGGAAACAAAGCAGAAUGAUCUCAAGGUCAAGGAAAAGACUGGCAAGUCUAGCCAAUCGCAGAAACGUGAGCUGUAUGAUAUCGCGGAGAAGCCGGGAAAACGGACAUCAAGCUCGAAUGCAGGCCAAAGAGAAAGGGUGAUGGUAAUGGCACAGUCAAAUUUCCUCCGACUACUUCAUUUGACUAUCUACGAUAUUGCGGUCGAGUGCCCCGAAGAAAGUUCCGAAGUCUCACUUCUUCAUCUGCUUCUGGUUAGUCUUGUUGAGCAUCUUGGCGUGAAUGCCGUUAGAUAUGGGCUUCCAAUGGUGCUCAAGCUUCAAGAAGAUAUGACCACUGUUGAUAGCCUUAGCUCAAGCGUUGCGCAAGUGAAUAUUGGAAGCUUGGUGUUCGGUUACUUGUGGCAAUUGGCCGAGAAGUUCAACCUAGAGAGGUGCAGAGUGGGAAAUGUAAUCCACAGUGAGAUUGAAAAGAGGCAAAGAUACGGUCUUUGGCUUGAACAGAUCCGCUUGCCGCCAGCCAGUCUCGACGACAACGCUCGGGAUCGCACGGUUGGAACUCCCAACCGUGGUGUUACAGAGAUGCGCGAGUUAACUCCCUUCGGAUAUGGUAUCGAAGAACUCGUCAAUAGAAUCGAAGAGUCGUACAAUUUGUUCGUGCUAUCGGCAACUCACAGCCCUCCAAGUUCCCCCGGGCGAAACUUUACCACCCCUAUUUUGGCGCAUGCCACACCCAGUGCAAGUGCUCAAAAGGCAAGCCUCCUUCCAUCCGCUGCCAAGGAGCAGAUGCUCUCAGUAUGGUCCAGGGAAGCUUGCUUGGCAGCCGCCGAAAAAGAAAAGGCCGAGGCAUUGUCUCUCAGCGGCUCAAAAUCCGGGACUCUAGCAAUGCGCAGCCAGAUCUACCACAACGGGGGUAGCUCUGGUUCCACGGCGUCACCAGCAUCGGCACAGCAAGGUCUGUCCGGAGCAGCAGCAGGCCUGCACAAUGCCCAGCGGACAAGCGUUCCUAAUUCCUCAAGUUCCCAGAUCAACGGAUCUAGUCGAGACUCUCCUGUCCACGUCAAUGAGUUAAGAAGAGUUCUUUCCGUCAACAAUGAAGGCAAGAAUCGGCGAUUGAGCCCACUACGGGGCCGCCUCGACACUUCGAAUGGCAGCAUUGUCUCUUCGAGUAGUGAGAGCAUGGUCAGUGGCUUUUCCUUGUCUGAGAUCGACGGAGAAGGAUCUUCGCUGAGGCCUCAAUCUCUCAAGAGCGGUCGAACGGGUCUAGAAGGUGACAGCCUGGCUCAGUCAUCUAUACAGGCUUACGAAUCGGGCCCUGACGGGAUUCCGCCCGUGCCUCCGAUCCCACCGUCAUUGUCUAUACCCAGUGGCUUUCCAAACGAUUCUCAACGCUCAGUAUCCUGCGAUCGACCGUCGACUGCUCCUGGGCCACGCAGGCAACCUACUUCCAGCGCGAAGUUCGGGACAAUCGCUCCACCCGGCAAAUCUCUCAGUAAACACAAAAGUCGUUCUAGCACUGGCCUUGCGGCUGCAGCCGUCGACGGAGCUGAGUGUUCUAAAACCCAAACUGGCGCUGACAUGGAAGACGCCUUGAAUACUACGACGAAUGAUGUGCAAAGUCUCCUAGGUAGCUUCCUGUCGCCGAUGGAUGCCGAGUGCAGGAAGACCACAAGGAGGUCAAGAAUCAGCCGACGCAGUGUGACUGGAGGGAUCGGACGUCCUCCUUACUAA
Molecule: messenger RNA, 3441 nt
Organism: Aspergillus tanneri
Lineage: Eukaryota; Fungi; Ascomycota; Eurotiomycetes; Eurotiales; Aspergillaceae
Gene: EFR3
Exons: 2
Coding region: 1-3441 (1146 amino acids)
Biological process (GO): protein localization to plasma membrane
Cellular component (GO): plasma membrane
Source: RefSeq, a predicted model, not a curated record